GGCCCUGCCCCCGCCUCCCCCUCGCUGUCUCGCUCGGCCUGCGCUGCCGCUGCCGCCGCCGCCGCCGCCGCCGCCGCUGCUGUGGGCCCGGCUCCGCUCCGCCUGCUCCGCCGCCUUCCUCCCUGAGCGCUGCCAGGCCGGCCGCCAUGGCGAAUGUGGCCGACACGAAGCUGUACGACAUCCUGGGCGUCCCGCCCGGCGCCAGCGAGAACGAGCUGAAGAAGGCAUACAGAAAGUUAGCCAAGGAAUACCAUCCCGAUAAGAAUCCAAAUGCUGGUGACAAAUUCAAAGAAAUAAGUUUUGCAUAUGAAGUACUAUCAAAUCCUGAGAAGCGCGAACUAUAUGACAGAUAUGGAGAACAAGGUCUUCGGGAAGGUAGCGGCGGAGGUGGUGGCAUGGAUGAUAUUUUCUCUCACAUUUUUGGUGGGGGAUUAUUCGGCUUCAUGGGCAAUCAGAGCAGAAGUCGAAAUGGCAGAAGAAGAGGAGAGGACAUGAUGCAUCCACUCAAAGUAUCUUUAGAAGAUCUGUAUAAUGGCAAGACAACCAAACUACAACUUAGCAAGAAUGUACUCUGUAGCGCAUGCAGUGGCCAAGGUGGAAAGUCUGGAGCUGUUCAGAAGUGUAGUGCUUGUCGGGGUCGAGGUGUACGCAUCAUGAUCAGACAGCUGGCUCCAGGAAUGGUACAACAGAUGCAGUCUGUGUGUUCUGACUGUAAUGGAGAAGGGGAGGUAAUUAAUGAAAAGGACCGCUGUAAAAAAUGUGAAGGGAAGAAGGUGAUUAAAGAAGUCAAGAUUCUUGAAGUCCACGUAGACAAAGGCAUGAAACAUGGACAGAGAAUUACAUUUACUGGGGAAGCAGACCAGGCCCCAGGAGUGGAACCAGGAGACAUUGUUCUUUUGCUACAAGAAAAAGAACAUGAGGUGUUCCAGAGAGACGGAAAUGAUUUGCACAUGACAUAUAAGAUAGGACUUGUUGAAGCUCUAUGUGGAUUUCAGUUCACAUUUAAGCACCUUGAUGGACGCCAGAUUGUGGUGAAAUACCCCCCUGGCAAAGUAAUUGAGCCAGGAUGUGUCCGUGUAGUUCGAGGUGAAGGAAUGCCACAGUAUCGUAAUCCCUUUGAAAAAGGUGAUCUUUACAUAAAAUUUGAUGUGCAGUUUCCUGAAAACAACUGGAUCAACCCAGACAAGCUUUCUGAAUUAGAAGAUCUUCUGCCAUCUAGACCAGAAGUUCCGAACAUUAUUGGAGACACAGAGGAGGUAGAGCUUCAAGAGUUUGAUAGCACUCGGGGCUCAGGAGGUGGUCAGAGGCGUGAAGCCUAUAAUGAUAGCUCUGAUGAAGAAAGCAGUAGCCAUCAUGGACCAGGAGUGCAAUGUGCCCAUCAGUAAACUCUGCAAACAAAUUGCACAGGUGGAUUUUCUUUCCACACUUGCCUGGUUUGUUUUCAGCGAUCCAGCUGGUCAACCCAGAUGAACUGAUGGACAUCUGUUGGUCUAUGUGUAACUUUUAAAAUUGGUAUAGUAUCUACAGAGUGUAUAAUUUAAACUAACCACAAAGCUUUACAUCUUCAUUUCGACUGUUCUGUAGCAGAAUAAAGCACUUGAAAGGAAACAAGACUCCCUUUCACAUGUGGGUUAUAAGUUUCAGUCCUGGUAUCUGUGCUUGAUUUUUAUCAGUUUUGUGUAGAUUUUAUGUUUCAUAUUUUAAAUUCAAAUCCCACAUUGUAAAGUUUGUGUACAAUUUGUCCUGAAGCUUUGUGUUUGGCUGCACCUGCAUAAGCUGCUACAAAUAGAAUAAAGAAUUUCAUAGCCUGUAUCUAUCAUUUAGAUGCAUGGAAAAAUGGGCUUUGCACACAAUGGGUUUGGAGCUGACUGGGAACAAUGGAAAAAAUAACAUUAGCUGAGCUGUGGUUGUAAAGUUUGGGGUUUCUCCCCCGGCCCUUUUUUUUUCCUUUUUUUCUUUUUUUUUUUUUUUUUUU
Messenger RNA from Orcinus orca (killer whale), 1975 nucleotides. RefSeq names its product DnaJ heat shock protein family (Hsp40) member A2 (gene DNAJA2). The transcript is spliced from 9 exons. The record is from RefSeq and is a predicted model, not a curated record. Gene Ontology annotation, biological process: response to heat; protein refolding. NCBI's taxonomy places the organism in Eukaryota, Metazoa, Chordata, Mammalia, Artiodactyla, Delphinidae. Bases 147 to 1385 code for a protein of 412 amino acids. Gene Ontology annotation, cellular component: cytosol; cytoplasm. Gene Ontology annotation, molecular function: Hsp70 protein binding; ATP binding.